AUGGUUGUGGUCGAUGCACAAUAUGUUGAGCCAUAUACCGUGGAUCUUGCUGUCCAAAGGAAAUCAGGGACCAAUGCAAAUGGAAAUUUCAUGGUGGUCGACGUGAAUGGAAAGUUGAUGUUUAAGAUUAAAGACACGCGAUUCAGUUUUCAUGAUCGUCACAUAUUGUAUGAUGCAACAGAGAAACCUGUUCUAACUUUUAAGAAAAAGCUCCGAUCGAUUCAUGGAAGAUGGCAAGCUUUUAAAGGGGAUAGCACGAACCACAAAGAUUUACUUUUCAGUGUAAAGAAAUCAUCAACACCUAAAGAUGAGAUAGACUUAGAUGUUUUCCUUGUCAAAAACAAGGAAGAGACCGUAUGUGAUUGCAAGAUUUUAGGAGAAUGGGAGACGAAAUCUUGCACCAUUUACGCCCAAGAUGGUUCUACCGUUCUUGCCGGGGUGCAUGAGAAGCAAAAUAUUAUGAACGUUGAGCAUGGAAAAGACACUUUUGGAAUAACAGUCUAUCCGGAGGUGGAUUAUGUUUUCAUUGUGGCAUUAGUGGUAAUUCUUACUGAAAUCAAGUGUUAUGAUGGCAUUGGCAAGAAAAAGAAAAGGAAAAAGAAGGAAAAGAAGAAAAAUGAUAGUAGUAGUGACGAUGAUGAUGAUGAUAGUAAGGUUUAUGAGGAGGAACCAAGAUACGAUGAGUAUGAUGAUAAUGAUGACGACAAUGAAGAAAGUAGUUCAACUUCUAGUGAAGAUGAAAGUAGGGACGAAGAUAGAAAAAGCUCUUAA
Molecule: messenger RNA, 771 nt
Organism: Erigeron canadensis
Lineage: Eukaryota; Viridiplantae; Streptophyta; Magnoliopsida; Asterales; Asteraceae
Product: protein LURP-one-related 15-like
Exons: 4
Coding region: 1-771 (256 amino acids)
Source: RefSeq, a predicted model, not a curated record